AAGGCGUGGAAACGUGCCUGUGCUUUUCCAAAAGAGUUCGGUUGGUUAGAGGGGGACAGUGAAGGCAUCAUCGAUGGCCGGUCUACACGGGCAGCUGGUUUAUAGAGCAGGGCUGAGAGAGUGAUCGACCCCACAACUCUUCUUUAUUAGGUGUUACAAUAACUCAGUGAUGCCGCCCCCUGCUGACAUAGUGAAGGUGGCAAUUGAGUGGCCAGGGGCUAAUGCUCAGCUCAUAGAGUUGGACCAGAAAAGACCUUUGUCAUCAAUAAUACGAGAAGUAUGUGAUGGCUGGUCUCUGUCAGGAUCAGAGCAGUUCGCUUUGCGCUACGCCGAUGGUCCUCAGCUUUAUAUCACUGAGCAGAGUCGUGGUGAUAUCAAAAAUGGAACCAUCCUUCGAUUAGCCAUUUCUCCUGGCCGUGCUGCGCGUCAGCUCUUGGAGAGGAUUCAGUCCCACAGCAUCGACGCUCGGCUGGAGGCCCUGAAGGAGCUGGCCAAGCUGUCUGCAGAUCCAACCUUUGCCACAGAGUUCAUUAAUAUGGAAGGCAUAGGGACAUUGGCACGACUUGCAGAAAGUGGCACACACUUUGGUGAAAUGUUGGCCUUCACCCUCACAGCCUUCCUGGAGCUCAUGGACCAUGGCAUUGUGUCUUGGGACCUAAUUUCCAUCUCCUUCAUCAAACAGAUUGCAGGCUACGUCAACCAGCCCAUGGUGGACGUGUCCAUCCUUCAACGUUCUCUGGCCAUCUUGGAGAGCAUGGUCCUCAACAGCCACAGUCUGUACCAUCGAGUGGCCCAGGAGAUCACCGUGGGACAACUCAUCGGACACCUGCAAGUGUCAAACCAGGAAAUCCAGACGUACGCCAUCGCUCUCAUCAAUGCACUUUUCCUGAAGGCGCCAGAGGACAGACGACAGGAGGAGUAUACUAACCCUCUGGAGCAGCACCUCACUGAAAUGGCGAGCACUUUGGCCCAAAAACACUUACGCUCCAUCAUCCUAAAUCACGUCAUUCGCGGAAAUCGACCAAUCAAAGCUGAAAUGGCACAUCAACUGUACGUACUGCAGGUGUUGACCUUUAACCUUUUAGAAGAGCGUAUGAUGACCAAAAUGGAUCCCAACGACCAGGCCCAGAGAGAUAUCAUUUUUGAGCUGCGGAGGAUCGCCUUUGAGGGAGAGAAUGACCCAACUGGUACAGAGAAGAGGAAGGCCAUGUACACCAAGGACUACAAGAUGCUGGGUUUCACUAACCAUGUGAAUCCAGCCCUGGAUUUUACCCAGACUCCUCCUGGGAUGCUCGCUCUGGACAACAUGCUUUACUUGGCCAAAGUUCACCAGGACACGUACAUCAGGAUUGUCCUGGAGAACAGCAGCCGCGAAGACAAACACGAGUGUCCAUUUGGCCGAUGUGCCAUUGAACUCACCAGAAUGUUGUGUGAGAUUCUCCAGGUUGGAGAGCUGCCUAACGAAGGCUGUAACGACUACCAUCCCAUGUUCUUCACCCAUGAUCGGGCGUGGGAGGAGUUUUUCUGCGUCUGCAUUCAGCUGCUUAACAAAACCUGGAAAGAGAUGAGAGCCACAGCCGAGGACUUCAACAAGGUGAUGCAGGUGGUCCGUGAGCAGAUCACCAGAGCUCUGGCCAUGAAGCCGUCGUCUUUGGACCAGCUGAAGAUUAAACUGAGAGGCUUGAGCUACUCCGAGAUUCUACGUCUGCGACAGUCGGAGAGACUGAGUCAGGACGACUUCCAGUCUCCACCCAUCAUUGAGCUCCGAGAGAGAAUACAGCCAGAGAUCCUGGAGCUCAUCAAGCAACAGCGACUCAACCGGCUGUGUGAGGGAAGCUGCUUCCGCAAGUUAGGCAACCGUCGAAGACAAGAAAAGUUUUGGUUCUGCAGACUCUCUCUGAACCACAAAGUGCUCCACUACGGUGACCUGGAUGAGUCUCCUCAGGGAGAAGUGCCUUUUGAACUCCUCAGUGACAAGAUUCCUGUGUCAGAUAUUAAGUCUGUAGUAACAGGAAAAGACUGCCCACACAUGAAAGAAAAAAGUGCUCUGAAGCAAAACAAGGAGGUGCUGGAGUUGGCCUUCUCUGUUCUCUAUGAUCCUGAUGAAACUCUCAACUUUGUUGCCCCCAACAAAUAUGAGUACUGCAUCUGGACUGACGGACUGUGUGCCCUGCUGGGCAGAGAGAUGGGCAGCGAUCUCACACGCAGUGACAUAGAUACUCUCAUCAGCAUGGAGAUGAAGCUCCGCCUCCUGGACCUGGAGAACAUCACCAUCCCUGAAGCGGCUCCUCCCAUUCCAAAGGAGCCUAGCUCUUAUAACUUCACCUAUCCUAAGGUUUGAGGUGUGUGUGUGUGAGUGUGUGUGUGUGUGUGUUCCCACUGCAUGUACAUCACUUGAUUGUGAUGAGUUAAUUCAGUCUCACAAUUGGAGAAAGCUACAACUGUGCGAACCAGGAAAAGGCUUCUUCACAGACUUGUCCACUAGUCCACGAUCGUGAUGCUACAUGGUCCAUCACAUCAUGGUCUUUUAUUUAUAGUUUCUAAAGGAGGUUAGAGAUGAUGGUCUGUUAUAAAGCCGGACCACUGGAGCCUGCAGAUAUUCACUGAUUGAGUGCAGUCUCCAGGCAACGGCUUCAUUUCUAUUUUACAUUCUCUGCAAUGGAAGAAUUUGGGGAAAAAUCAGAUGCAUGAUUCUGCAAAAUUAAUAUUUGUCCAAUUGUAUUUGAUCACAAUUUAGCGUAAAGUAGUAACAAAAUAUUAGUAGUCAUUUUCCCAGUACAUGUUUUGCAUUUAUUUAAAAUUUUCUUUUAACCGUUUUGAAUUUGAUAUUUUCCGAAUGUGUUUAUAAACACAGAAGAUGUAGAUUUUCCUGACUGGUCUCUGAGUUACUGCACAGGUACCACAUUAUCUGUAUAAAUGUGAUACUGUUAAUCAUAUCCAUCAAAUAACAACUGUAACUAAUACAUUUAUCUUUGUAAACAAGUGCAGGUCAGAGCCAGUAGAAACAGUAGACAGGCCAGAGAUCACACUGCCCUCCUUUGGUACUGCAGUAAUUAGCACCUGUUGAUUGGUGGUGCUGUAGUCUGUCAUCGUGGUCCUUUAGUGAGACAUCAUUUUCCCAAAUUGUCUCAGUUAGUGUUUCUCUGAGGUUCAGCCUAGCUACCAUUUUUUCCCCAUAAUUUUAUGGUUUGUUUUUAUAUAAGAUAUUACACAUGGAACCUUUAGGAGAGCGGAUGGAUAUUAGAGAAGGGCGGAAACAUCAUAUUUUACCAAAUAUACUUCAAUUUAAAGUUAAAUACAGUAACAGUCAAGUUAAACAUGUCACAUGUCAUAAUGGUGUGUACACAAGACUAUUGACUCAACAUGUUUCUUCAGCACUAUCCCUACUGUUAACACAGUCUUUUGGGGUUUGCUCAUAUUUGAAUAUAUAUGAACCUUUCAUGUUAACCCACAGUUACUACAUUGCCUUAAGAUGACCCCCUGUCUAAAUAUAUCAUUAUUUUUUGUUAGCUCUGAUGAUGCACUUUUUUUUUAAAUUUCCACUGAGCCCUACCUUAUAGUUUACACCUAAUGUACACCUCAUAUUAAUUUAACUCACAUUGUACUGUAUACGUCCAACAGACUGUACUGUGAAUGUGAAAGAAAUUAUUUGAAAUAUUUUAAAGUAUUAUUCAGAUAUGAUUAUAUAAAUAUAUAAAGUAGUUUAUAUAUUCUACAAAAUAAUAUGCAGUCAGUUAUUUUUAAAACAUACAAAGGGGCCAGAUUUCGAUGCUACUUUUUCUUAGCGUAUCGGUUUUGUUUAAAGAUUCUUCACUUUGACAUUCCAGCUGCUAUUGACGCCUCUGCUGUCCGAAAUGUUCCACAUCAUGAGGUUUUAUUGUAGAAUUCUAACACAGACACAGACACAGACAAAAAGGGGCAGAACUCGUUUGGUAAUGAGAAGAAACUAGUCAUAACUGGGCUGUAAAUGGCUUAGAUUCACCUCGUACACAGUGGUCAGUGAGUUUGACACUGAACCACUGAUGUUCUUUCCUACUACCAACAAGAGGUGAUUCGAUAUAAAUGCUGACUUUUUUUUUUUUUAAAAGAAUGUCUUUGAUGACCUGUCGACUUGUUACGUGGUACUAAACACUGUUUUCAUUUGUUAAUGCAGAGUAGAAAUAUAUUUUUGUAUAUUAUUGUACAAACGUGUCAGCUGUGGGAAGACCAGAUGUGAAACUCGAUAACACUAAUCCCGUCAUCACACCGUAGGCCCCAUCAGCAUGUCUGUUACUGUAGAAGAAGGACUUUUGACACUGGGUAGUUUUUGUAGACUAAAAAAAAAAAAACACCUCAGAAAAUGUUCAGGACCCCGUCCACUCCAGCACCCAAUGAUGAUGUCAGUAUUAAUGUCAUUAUUUCCUGUAGUUACUCUGCCAUAAUGUUUGUAAAAUUUAAAACAACUGAUUAGUUUGACUUAUGUGGUUUAGGUUUCACUUUUGAGGUCAGUCAGUGAACGCAUAAUUUGUUCUUAGAAAAUAAAGGCCAUUUAAGUUAAAGAAAAAAGGUUAUUGCAUUGGAUGUACUGUAACCGAAGGCCUUGAAAGUUUUGCAUCUUACAUUCUUUUACAAAACCUUCAAAAAUAUUUAUUUGCACUUGCUAGUGACAGGAAAAUGUUAUUUGUUGAGGUAUAAAUAAUAUACAGUAAACAUCAGAUAUGGAAUACAUAGAAAUGACUUUAUGUAUAUAACGUAUUGUGUUGCCUAAAUGGAAGAGAUGUUGUUUUGUGUGAAUAAAUACAAAGUCUAAAAAGGAA
Messenger RNA from Cynoglossus semilaevis (tongue sole), 4796 nucleotides. RefSeq names its product engulfment and cell motility protein 2. The record is from RefSeq and is a predicted model, not a curated record. Gene Ontology annotation, biological process: actin filament organization; cell motility. The transcript has 23 exons. The coding region runs from base 170 to 2341 and encodes 723 amino acids. Lineage: Eukaryota; Metazoa; Chordata; Actinopteri; Pleuronectiformes; Cynoglossidae.